AUGGCUGUGACGUGCCGCGCGCCGCUGCCGGUACCCUCGUAUAGCCUCCUCCGAUUCCUGCGACUGCAGACCCGGCUCUCCGUCUGCGCAUCCUCGACUGCUCUCCAGAGAGAUAACAGAUGUUCAUCCUCGUCCUCCCGCCGCAGAACCUGCACCACAACGACGACAUGCGCUUCUGCUAGACCCAGACUUGGCGUGUCCAAGAGGCCGCGACAGCAGGCCGCGACGACGGCCGCGACGACGGCAACGGCGACGGCGACGGCGACGAGGUGCUUUGGAACGACGGCCACCGCGCUCAGAGCGUCGGGACCGAACGAGGCGCAGGCUGCCCGCGCGGCGUCGUGGCAGGAGAGACUAUGGGGCAGCCUGAUCAAGAAGGGUGGAGGGAACGGCGGCGGGCCUGUCCGACCGGACGACCUGGCCUCCGACGACCAUCCCGACGGGCCGUUCGUCUUCAACAACAGGCGCACCAUGGCAGCCAAGGCAGCCCUCGAACCCAGACUGCGCUGUACAGAGGUUGACGAGCACGGCAAGGUGAUCUUGGUGGACGGGGAGUUUAAGAAGACCGAGCUGAUUGCCAAGUACGGCCUGCUGCCCCGCGACCUCCGCAAGAUCGACUCGUCCAACCUGCCGCACAUCCUGGUCCGGCCGUCGGCCAUCCUGCUCAACCUGCUACACCUCAAGGUCCUGAUCCGGCACGACCGCGUGCUGCUCUUCGACGUGUACGGGUCCAAGACGUCGUACUCGCAGUCGGCCUUCAUGUACGACCUGCAGGGCCGGCUGCAGCAGAAGGGCCCCUCGUCCCCGAUGCUGGGCGGGCUGCCCUACGAGUUCCGCGCCCUCGAGGCCGUGCUCACGUCGGUGACGUCGGAGCUCGAGGCCGACUUCGAGGCCGUGCGCGAGCCCGUGAUGCACAUCCUCAGCGAGCUCGAGGACGACAUCGACCGGCAGAAGCUGCGCGUCCUGCUCAUCCUGUCCAAGCGCGUCAGCACGUUUGAGCAGAAGGCCAAGCUGGUCCGCGACGCCAUCGAGGAGCUCCUCGAGGCCGACGACGACCUGGCCGACAUGUACCUCACCGAGAAGGCCACGCCGGGGACGUCGCUGCGCAGGGAGGCCGACGACCACACCGACGUGGAGCUGCUGCUCGAGUCGUAUCACAAGCUCACCGACGAGAUCGUCCAGGAGGCCGGGAACCUGGUGUCGGGCAUCCGCAACACGGAAGACAUAGUCCGAGCUAUCCUAGACGCGAACCGCAACGCCCUCAUGCUCCUAGACCUCAAGUUCAGCGUCGGCACCCUGGGCUUGGCGAUGGGCACGUUCCUGGCCGGCCUGUACGGGAUGAACCUCGAGAACUUCAUCGAGGAGACGAACUGGGGCUUCUCGGCCGUGACGGUCGUCUCGAGCGUCUGCUCCCUCAUGGUCUGCUGGUACGGCCUCGGCCGGCUGCGCAGGGUGCAGCGCAUCAAGAUGGGGAGCGACGAGGUGCCCGAGGUGCCGCACCUGGUGGCUCGCAGGCCGCAGGUCUCGGUCUCGUCUCAGGACGACGCCCUCGGCCUGCUCGACUGGCGGCACCGCGAGAGGCUGAGGAGGAUGCACAUGCAGAAGUCGGCGGCUGCUACCAGCAAUAAGAGGAAGAGGUGGUGGUGGCUGGGCUUACGUUCAUCCUGA
Molecule: messenger RNA, 1668 nt
Organism: Geosmithia morbida
Lineage: Eukaryota; Fungi; Ascomycota; Sordariomycetes; Hypocreales; Bionectriaceae
Product: magnesium transporter
Exons: 3
Coding region: 1-1668 (555 amino acids)
Biological process (GO): mitochondrial magnesium ion transmembrane transport
Cellular component (GO): mitochondrial inner membrane
Molecular function (GO): magnesium ion transmembrane transporter activity
Source: RefSeq, a predicted model, not a curated record